AUGUUGAACCUGCAGCAGAAGAAAAGCGAGGCUCAUGCUCUUCCAAUGGCCGCUCAAGAUGAUCCCAUGCUGCUUCCCACCCUCUCUCCCCCCAACACCUACCAAGCUGUCGUCAACGGCGGCACCUUUGACCGAUUGCACGAUGGCCACCGCCUCUUCCUCACCGCUUCAGCACAGUUGGCAAGGCACCGGAUUGUGAUCGGAGUUUGCGAUGGACCUAUGCUCGCAAAGAAGCAGUUUCUGAGGGUGGAUGGAAAGAAAAUGAAUGAUGUCCUAAUCUACAUCCAUCCAUCAGUUGCAUAUCAUUUAAGAUUUAUUUGA
Arachis ipaensis is the source of this 321-nucleotide messenger RNA. NCBI's taxonomy places the organism in Eukaryota, Viridiplantae, Streptophyta, Magnoliopsida, Fabales, Fabaceae. The record is from RefSeq and is a predicted model, not a curated record.